AGUUUCACUAAUCCAAUGGGAGAGGAGGAGAAACAGAAACCGGUGGAGGAGAAGGAAAUGGAAGAGAAGAAGGCUGAUGAAGGAAAGAAAGUGGAGGAGGAAAAGAAAGGUGAAGAAUCGCCUGUUGUUCCUCAGGAGAUUGUCUUGAAAGUUUACAUGCAUUGUGAAGGCUGUGCUCGUAAAGUUCGCCGAUGUCUGAAGGGAUUUCAAGGGGUUGAAGAUGUAAUGACUGAUUGCAAGAGCAACAAAGUAGUGGUGAAAGGAGAUAAAGCGGAUCCCUUGAAAGUUCUCGAAAGGCUUCAAAGGAAGAGCCACCGUAAAGUUGAGCUUCUCUCGCCGAUCCCAAAGCCACCGGCAUCGACGGAGGAGUCUAAAGCAGAGGAUAAAGAGAAAUCCCAGCCGGAAGAAAAGAAAGAAGAGCCUCCCGCGGCGGUGGUCACGGUGGUGCUGAAGGUUUACAUGCAUUGUGAAGCUUGUGCACAGGGAAUUAAGAAACGUAUACAAAGAAUGAAAGGGGUGGAAUCAGCUGAACCGGAUCUAAAGAGUUCAGAAGUGACAGUGAAGGGAGUGUUUGAGCCGCCAAAACUGGUGGAGUACGUCUACAAGAGAACCGGGAAAAAGGCGGUGCUAGUGAAACAAGAGGCGGAGACGCCGAAGACCGAAGGAGAAGAAAAGGACAAAGAUGACAGCAAAGACGAGAAGAAAAAUGAAGAAAGUGAUGGCGAUAAAGACAGGAAAGAAGCCGCUGGUGGGCAGGAAGAAGACAACAGCAACAAAGACAAGAAACAAGAAGGUGGUGGUGACAGCAAAGAAGCCAAAGACAACGCCGCAGUCACUGACGCAGCACCGGCAGAGGAAGGCGCGACGGAAGAGACUAAAGUGGCGUUGGAAGUGAAGAAGAACGAAUAUUAUCAUUAUCCGCCGAUGUACGCCACUGAGUUAUACGCAUACCCUCCGCAAAUCUUCAGUGAUGAGAACCCUAAUGCUUGUUCCGUGAUGUAAAACCUCUAAGGUUAAGGGGCAUUGAUGGAAUCAAAACGUAUUGGAUCCUGCUCUCUGCAUGUGCGACCCUCGUAGAAUUUCGGACGCAUAAUCUACAGACAAAACUCUAGAAAUGAGCAAACCUUUUGUAUUAUUAU
This is a messenger RNA of Hibiscus syriacus, 1139 nucleotides long. Its product is annotated as heavy metal-associated isoprenylated plant protein 7-like. Gene Ontology annotation, molecular function: metal ion binding. Bases 16 to 1002 code for a protein of 328 amino acids. The transcript has 5 exons. Lineage: Eukaryota; Viridiplantae; Streptophyta; Magnoliopsida; Malvales; Malvaceae. The record is from RefSeq and is a predicted model, not a curated record.